AUGCCAACGACUACAAUAAAAGAAACAGCCACAGAUCCUAGCCAAUGGACCACACCCCAAGAACUAUGCCUUCUACAAUCAGUAAUCCACCACAAGCCAGUCGGCAUUCACAAACACUUUCGCAUGAUCAGUAUACUGGACCUCAUGCUCACCAGCGGCACCAUACCUCACCCAGCAUCUGAUUACCCACAUUGCUCGACUGUCGAAGGCAUCUGGCGCAAACUCGAAAGUCUCUACGAUCUGAAAGCACUUGACGAACGCGAAGAUGCCAUCUUCGCCGAUGUGCCUGACGACAGUGAAGACGGCACGAUAGAGUACUGGCGAGAAUUUGAGCUCAAGGGUGACAGUAUAGAGCAACAGAUGUGGGAUCGUCGCCUUGCUGAGGGGGAGGAGGAGUGGUCUGAGAAUGGAGAUGGAAGUGACGUACGGAAGCGUGAGAGCACGGUUGCGGAUAGUGAGGAUCCAAGAAGUAGUCCCGUGGGCUCUGUACGUGGGAGGCGAACGACGAUUAGCAGGAGGCUGGCGGAGGUCAAGCAUGAAGAUAGUCUGGUAGGGGGUAGUGGAAAGGGAAGUAGACGAACAAGUAAAGCGGCUAGUCCAAGUAUCAAGGACGAGGAGGACACGGAGAUGUUAGAUGCCGACCAAGAUGAGGAGGAAGAAAGUAGCGAGGAUGAGAACGAAAGCCAACAGGACGAAACGGAGGACGACAAUAAGAAAGCAAGGACUACUAGAGGUAGAGGGGCCAAAAGAGGUCGUGCAAGACGCGGAAGGCGUGGGAAAUGA
Molecule: messenger RNA, 783 nt
Organism: Lithohypha guttulata
Lineage: Eukaryota; Fungi; Ascomycota; Eurotiomycetes; Chaetothyriales; Trichomeriaceae
Exons: 2
Coding region: 1-783 (260 amino acids)
Biological process (GO): regulation of transcription by RNA polymerase II
Cellular component (GO): nucleus; NuA4 histone acetyltransferase complex
Source: RefSeq, a predicted model, not a curated record